Cynoglossus semilaevis (tongue sole) is the source of this 3079-nucleotide messenger RNA. RefSeq names its product XK-related protein 8-like. Lineage: Eukaryota; Metazoa; Chordata; Actinopteri; Pleuronectiformes; Cynoglossidae. The record is from RefSeq and is a predicted model, not a curated record. The transcript has 4 exons. Gene Ontology annotation, biological process: apoptotic process involved in development; phosphatidylserine exposure on apoptotic cell surface; engulfment of apoptotic cell. The coding region runs from base 138 to 1382 and encodes 414 amino acids. Gene Ontology annotation, cellular component: plasma membrane.
AUGUAAAACUCUGCUGGUUAAACUUUGAUCUAAGAUUUCCUCCGACCCACGAGGGCGUGGUUUUGUGGGAGGAGCCACAGAGUUUGUGCCUCAUACAGUUUUACUUUUGCUUCACAGGAGUUCGGACAGCACUCACCAUGGAGCAGGUGUGUGAGGACACACACACAGGCUUCAAAUUCAACUUUUCCAAGUUGGACAGUGUCUUCGCCUGGUUGGGUCUGAUUGUGUUUUUGGCUGACAUCGUCUUAGACUUUGUUACACUGGUGUUUUUUUACCAGACGGGGGCGUACUGGAGAUUUUCCAUCCUGCUGAUUUUAAUCCUGGGCUCGUCCGUACUCGUCAACACCUACAGCUGGCUGUGGUAUAAAUACGACAAGUUUGAAAGGGAAAUGGCGGUUGAGACGUGCCUGAGUCCACGGCUGUUCCACGUCGUCCAUGUGUUCCAGCUGGGAUUCUUUGUCAGGCAGGCAGGCGUCCUGGAGGUGCCCGUACUCAAGUGUUGGAAGAAGAAGAUGGAGAAGAAGAAAGAACUGGAGGGAUACGCAGUGUACCGAAGCCACGACUUCUGCUUUCUGAAGCUCAUCGAGGCGUUCUCAGAGAACAGCCCUCAGCUGCUGCUCAUGCUCACCUCCGUGCUUCACCAACAUCAGGCCCAGCUGAUCCAAGGUAUUGAAGUAUGGAAGGCCCUGGCAUCAGCCUGUGGCAUCGCCCUCGGCGUGACCAUGUACCACCGCUCCCUACGCUCCUUCCUGCCAGAUAAAGCAAACCAGAAGGUGGCGUCGUCUUUGGUCUACUUCUCCUGGAACCUGUUCCUUAUCUCGUCUCGCCUCGUGGCGUUGGCGCUCUUCGCCUCUGUGCUGCCUUGGUUCAUCUUCGCUCACUUCCUCUGCUCUUGGCUUGUUUUGUUUUUCUGUGCCUGGAGAUGCCAGACGUCCUUCAUGGACAGCUCUGCUGGAGAAUGGCUUUUCCGAGCCACCGUAGGCCUUAUUUGGUACUUCAACUGGCUCAACGUGGCCAAGGGACGGACGAGGAACCGGACCCUGCUCUACCACGGGUACAUGCUGCUAGAUAUUUGUCUGCUCUGCCGGUGGUUCUGGAAGAUGAGCACAGAAUCGAAUCUGGAAAAAAGCAUAGCUGUCAGUGUGGUUGUUGUUGUUUACGUCCUUGGGCUCAUUUUGAAGGUCAUAUACUAUAAAUGUAUUCACCCAACAUUGAGCAAAGAGAAGGCGACCACUGAAGAUGGAGGCGUGCUCUCUAAGGGGACCACGGCAGAGGAGCCAGAAGACACCGAGGUCACGUUCCGCAGCCUUCCAGGCCCACCAACACCCAGCGUCGAAGACAGGAGCAGAAUGAGGAAGUUGGCUGAAAUCUUCUACUCCUGAGUCUGGACCACGGUCACACUGCGGUUCAUGAAGGUAGAAAACCAUGACUACAGUCAGUAAGUACUGAACAACAACUGAACAACAACAACAGAACAACAACAGGAGGAGGCGUAGUUUCCAUCCUGCUGAUUCGUCCGUACUGGUCAACACCUACAGCUGGCUGUGGUACAGUUAGGACGACUUCGAAAGGAAAAUGGCGGUUGAGACGUGCUUGAGUCCACGGCUGUUCCACGUCGUCCAUGUGUUCCAGCUGGGACUCUUUGUCAGGUCAGAACAAACUCUCCUACAGUUCUGUUCUUACUCAGCCUCUCAGACCGUCCACAUUUCCUCUUUAUCUCAUCCUUGGCUCUAGUUUGACCAGUUUUUAGUUUCAUUUUCAUCCAUUUUUAACACACUUGUUUGUCAUGCAGCCUCGCCCUUGGUUUUCCACACUCUCUGUUGUCCCUCACCAGGUGAAACAUAAAGCUAAACUAGUUUUGAGAUUGUGUUUUGAUGAAAAAAAAGUAAUAUAUAUAUAUGUGUAUGUACAGAAUCAUAUCUGCUAAAUAUUGUAUUAAAUAAUAUUCUAUUAUAAUGUUAUUAAUUGUGAUUAAACACCAGAAACUGUCAUGACUGUCAUGAUUAAUCAUCAUCAGAAAAACCACUGCUGUGGUUGUUCAUGUUGUUGUUGUUGUUCAUGUUGUUGUUGUUGUUCAUGUUCUUGGGCUCAUUUUAAAGGUCAUGUACUACUGUAUUCAUUCUGUCACCCAACCUUGACCAAAAAGACAGAGAGCACUUAUAAACAGAGAGAGUGGAUUUCUUUACAACAGUAGCAGGAGAAGUGUUGACACUUUCCUCAAACUCCUGGUCCGGGGACCACUUCUGUCCCACAAACUCCCCACAUCUGGCCCUUCACUAAAUUUGAUUAUUUGUUUGUUUUUUUUUUUUGCCCUGGUACGAAUGCUAGAACAGAGUCUCCAGAGACAAACGACGAGACACAGACUCGAGUCUGAAAGUUUAAAAUUUAUUUACAUUUUACUGCGCGUCUCCAGUCAACAGGCAAACCUUCGGGGACUGCGUCGAGGUCCCAAACGGAUACAGACAGAAAAGAAAGCGAAGCUCGCAGUUGAUUGGAUCACAUUUCUGACUCACAGGUCCUUGAAUGACAGCAAAGUAAAAGUCAAGAACGAAAGAGAGGUUUAGCGAGUUUAAAUGUUGCACGUUUGAGAUGGAGUAAAAAGAAACGAGUCGUUUGACCACGUGAGCGGUCACUACAGCUGAAGGUCACUGUACGUCAGAUGCACUCGUUUUUAUUCUUCCCUAAAUACCAUGUAUUCCAGUUCAGGAUUGUCGGAGCGAUGCAAAUUUUCACAGCAACUGUAAGAGAAAAAAAACCAACACAACGGCUCCUUUUCAAAAGGAGAAAUAAACAUUUGUCGAUGCCGAGUGAAAUGGUGUAAAAAGAAAAAAACAAAACAAAACUGGCUUAAAUACAGUGCAGACAGAAGAAAAAGUCUAACUUAAACGGACUACAAGAAGAUAACACUUUGGAGAUAACAUAACGAUGCAGUGAUUAAUGCAUGAACACAGAUUAUAUGACGGACAGACGAGGCUUAAAGGCACAAUAUAAAUAUGAACCGUCUCUCAAACACAAAACACACAACAGAAAUACACAUUCGUCACGGUCAAGCUGCAUCUUAUAGGUCACUAAAAAAAAA